GUUUGGAGGUAUGUCAAUAUAACCUACAAUUCACAAAGUUCUUCUUGAACCGUAGACUCUACGAGUGUCGUUCAUUCCGUUUCUUUUGCGAUUAUUCGCAUUUAUAUCCUCGUUUAUCUGUUUGAUCGUUUCGUUUUUUGUCAUCAUGGCUCCAAAAAAGCCAAGUUCCAGUAAAAAGGUUGGAAAGAAAGCAAAGAUUGCACCAGCACCUCUUGUUAGUGAGAAACCUAAAAAAGUUCUUAAACAGAAGGUUGUUAACCCUUUGUUUGAAAAAAGACCGAGGAACUUUGGAAUUGGUCAGGAUAUUCAACCCAAAAGAGAUUUAAGUCGUUUUGUGAAAUGGCCAAAUUACAUUCGUAUUCAACGUCAAAAGUCUGUUCUUCAAAGAAGGCUCAAAAUUCCUCCACCAAUCAAUCAAUUUUCAUAUGCGGCAGAUAAAGCUACUGUUACCCAGUUAUUUAAACUUAUGGAAAAGUAUAGACCUGAAACAGCUGCUAUGAAGAAAAGGAGAUUGCAGAAAAGAGCUGAAGAUAAAGUAGAAACUAAGGAAGAUCAACCAACUAAACGCCCAAAUGUUAUUCGUCAAGGAAUCAACACUGUUGUAAACCUGGUUGAACAAAAAAAAGCGCAAUUAGUUAUCAUUGCUCAUGAUGUCGAUCCUUUGGAGUUGGUAAUAUAUCUGCCAGCAUUAUGUCGUAAAAUGGGAGUUCCUUACUGCAUCAUUAAGGGCAAAUGGAGGUUGGGAAACCUUGUCCGUCGUAAGAACUGUACUGCUUUGGCUAUUACACAAGUUGAUACUGGUGACCGGGCUGCUCUAGCUAAAUUAGUGGAGUCUAUUAAGAACAACUUUAAUGAACGGUUUGAUGAAUUCAAACGUCAUUGGGGUGGUGGUGUUUUGGGUGCUAAAUCUGCGUGCCGUCUCGCCAAAAUUGAAAAAGCGAAAGAAAAGGAACUGGCGCAAAAACAAUAAGAUUUAUGUAUAUGACAUUCACUUAAUAAAACAUGAAAAAUUGAUA
Messenger RNA from Rhopalosiphum maidis (corn leaf aphid), 1016 nucleotides. RefSeq names its product 60S ribosomal protein L7a (gene RpL7A). NCBI's taxonomy places the organism in Eukaryota, Metazoa, Arthropoda, Insecta, Hemiptera, Aphididae. Bases 146 to 970 code for a protein of 274 amino acids. The transcript is spliced from 7 exons. Gene Ontology annotation, cellular component: ribonucleoprotein complex. The record is from RefSeq and is a predicted model, not a curated record. Gene Ontology annotation, biological process: ribosome biogenesis.